GGUGGGCGGAGCUUCCAAAACGACCUGCAGGACGGUGAACUUUCGCUCGCAGAACCGCUUCUUUCCAGUGCCUGGAGACAACAAUCCCACAAGAAUAAGGAAGCUCUGAAGCAGGAGUCAUGGCAGCCAAACCUAAGCUCUACUACUUUAAUGGCAGGGGACGGAUGGAGUCGAUCCGCUGGCUGCUGGCUGCGGCUGGAGUGGAGUUUGAGGAAGAAUUUCUUGAGACAAGGGAACAGUAUGAGAAGAUGCAAAAGGAUGGACACCUGCUUUUCGGCCAAGUACCCUUGGUUGAAAUCGAUGGGAUGAUGCUGACACAGACCAGGGCCAUCCUCAGCUACCUCGCUGCCAAGUACAACUUGUAUGGGAAGGACCUGAAGGAGAGAGUCAGGAUUGACAUGUAUGCAGAUGGCACCCAGGACCUGAUGAUGAUGAUUGCCGUGGCUCCAUUUAAAACCCCCAAGGAAAAAGAGGAGAGCUAUGAUUUGAUACUGUCAAGAGCUAAAACCCGUUACUUCCCAGUGUUUGAAAAGAUUUUAAAAGACCACGGAGAGGCUUUUCUCGUUGGCAACCAGCUCAGUUGGGCAGACAUCCAGCUCCUAGAAGCCAUUUUGAUGGUGGAAGAACUCAGUGCCCCUGUACUGUCCGACUUCCCUCUGCUGCAGGCAUUUAAGACAAGAAUCAGCAACAUUCCUACAAUUAAGAAGUUCCUGCAACCCGGAAGUCAGAGGAAGCCUCCUCCAGAUGGCCCCUAUGUUGAGGUGGUCAGGACUGUCCUGAAGUUCUAGUGCAGCGUGCUUUAAGGUGGCACCCACAAGGUUCCAAUUGCAGUGUCACCACAGGCCAGCUGCAGAGCAUUCCAGAAGCAAGGUAUAUAGAUCCCAGGAGUCAAGCUCUUCAAACAACAAAACCACUCUGCCCACAAUGACAAAUGCCAAUUAAAUACAGUGGAAAACUA
Molecule: messenger RNA, 958 nt
Organism: Mus musculus (house mouse)
Lineage: Eukaryota; Metazoa; Chordata; Mammalia; Rodentia; Muridae
Gene: Gsta4
Product: glutathione S-transferase, alpha 4
Exons: 7
Coding region: 120-788 (222 amino acids)
Cellular component (GO): mitochondrion; cytoplasm
Molecular function (GO): glutathione transferase activity
Source: RefSeq, marked validated